Messenger RNA from Fusarium sp. VM40, 918 nucleotides. The record is from the annotation of a GenBank genome assembly. NCBI's taxonomy places the organism in Eukaryota, Fungi, Ascomycota, Sordariomycetes, Hypocreales, Nectriaceae.
AUGUUCGACUACGCUAACUUCCACGAUGUAUUCCCUGAGGGGAUUGCAAAUCCCUACGACCGCGAUACCCAACGGGAGACCGAGGCUUCUCGCAAAAACUUUGAUAGCGCUCUCUUUAUUGACCGUGUUUUGAGGGCAGUUGGUAUCACAAAAGCCAAGAUGUAUCCUCCCAAGACCGACAAUGCCUUGAAGCAGUUGCACCAGCAGGUUUGCGAAGCCGGCAUGUCGACCCAUCACAAGUUUUCCAUCUUCUACUACAUUCUCCUCGAUUUCGACCGAACAUCAGGUCGCGAUAACGUUUCGGACGCAUUUGUGGAUGCAUCUGGUAUGCCUAAGAAGUACCAGAUCUUCAUCAAGGGCCUGUGGUAUCUGGACCACCAGGAUUUCUCACGCGCGUUGGAGUACAUCUGCCACCCCUCUCUUAUCCCCGACUUUGCCGACGACAUUAUCACUGUGCUUGUGCGCUCUGCGUCGGACCAUGAUUACAGCAUUGCGUUGUCAUACUUCCACGCCGUGCAGCCCAUUCUCAAAACUUCUGCAGCCCUUGGGCUCCUUUUCGAUGCGAUGGCGCACACGAACAUCUCAGAAGCUCUUUUCUACUCCCGAACAUACCCUCCUCAUACUCGUGAGCUGCUCUUCAACCGAUUAAUUGCUGCGGUUUUGGAUGGCGGAAGUGAAGACUAUUCAGAGCGAGCUACACAACUCGCCUUCUUGCCCUUUGACAAAUCUGAGGAGAAGUGGUUCGAAGAGUACCUACUAAACGGCAAUGGAAAGAACCACAAGAAGGCCAAGGAUACUCUUGUCAUCCGCAAGAUUGCUUGCGACCAGUUCGCGGAAGUGUCGAAGAUUCGACAUGGUGGUCAGUGGGCAGGAAUUCUUGAAGGAAUCAAGGGUGGAAUCAGUGGACACUCGGAAUAG